This is a messenger RNA of Salvelinus fontinalis (brook trout), 4855 nucleotides long. RefSeq names its product SAM pointed domain-containing Ets transcription factor-like. The transcript has 5 exons. The coding region runs from base 4 to 1017 and encodes 337 amino acids. Gene Ontology annotation, biological process: cell differentiation; regulation of transcription by RNA polymerase II. The record is from RefSeq and is a predicted model, not a curated record. Gene Ontology annotation, molecular function: DNA-binding transcription factor activity, RNA polymerase II-specific; sequence-specific DNA binding. Gene Ontology annotation, cellular component: nucleus. NCBI's taxonomy places the organism in Eukaryota, Metazoa, Chordata, Actinopteri, Salmoniformes, Salmonidae.
GCCAUGUUGAGUCCGGGGGAGAGUCUAUCAUCAGAGGGCAGCAGCCCAUUGUUACCGCCCCGCCUAGGUCUGCCCGAGAGCAACAUGGGACACAGGGCCGGGGCUGCCUGGGAGAUGGAGAACACCAAGCCCUGCAUGGAGGCUCUGGAGCAUUGCGGCUUUCCAGGCCUCUACCUGUCCUGCUUCGACAUGCUCUUUACCGAGGACUCCGCCUGGCUGGUGAAGGUGUCCGAGGCCUUCCCGGGUCUGGCCUGCGCCAUGCCUGUCCCUGUACCCAGGAUGGCACACGGGGAGGAGCCAGAGCAGUGCCCUGUCAUCGACAGCCAGGCCCUGGGGCUCUCCCCGGGGCUAGAGGGCCAGGAGGAGGAGCGCUCCCUGGAACAAGUCCAGAGCAUGGUGGUCGGAGAGGUUCUGAAGGACAUCGAGACGGCCUGCAAGCUGCUCAACAUCACCCCAGACCCCAUGGAGUGGAACUCGGGGAACGUUCAGAAGUGGUUGCUGUGGACAGAGCAUCUGUACAGACUGCCUCAGGCUGGAAAGACCUUCCAGGAGCAGACUGGGAAAGACCUGUGUGCCAUGAGUGAAGAGGACUUCAGGCAGAGGGUCCCUCAGUGUGGAGACACUCUGCACGCCCACCUGGACAUCUGGAAGUCAGCUGCCUGGAUGAAAGAGAGGUGUUCAGUUGGAGACAGCAAAAUCACAGGCGGAGAAGAGCUGUGGUUGGAGGCAGACUCGUCGUGCUCAGGCCAGCCCAUCCACCUGUGGCAGUUCCUCAGAGAGCUGCUCCUCAAGCCCCACAACUACGGACGCUGCAUCCGCUGGCUCAACAAGGAGAAAGGUAUUUUCAAAAUCGAGGACUCUGCUCAUGUGGCGAGACUCUGGGGACGGAGGAAGAACCGUCCAGCGAUGAACUAUGACAAGCUGAGCCGCUCCAUACGGCAGUACUACAAGAAGGGCAUCAUCCGCAAGCCUGACGUCUCCCAGAGACUGGUCUACCAGUUUGUCCACCCAGUAUAAGGGGAAGGAGGAGGACAAAGGCCUACAAAGAAAGGGCCACACGAUCACACCUUUGUCUUGAACAUUACACAACUGAGCUGAAAAGGGGUACAACACAAGCACUGGCCAACCCCUGUCAGUACACAUACCCUUUGCCAGUACUGAAGUGUCAGCUGCCAAAGCUGGCAAAUUAAGAUUUUAUUUUUUUAACGCAGAGAAGAAAUUUGAGACAAACAUUUUAAGUGAUCUUUCUCUGGACUGCCCCCCCACCCCUGCCAUCUGAACUGCCUUUUUAUUUUGCAUGAUCUGCCUGUCCUUGUUUUCCUAUUGUGUCAUUUAACCAAUAAUCAGUAUCUUAAAACAACACUGUAGAAUGAAGAACAGUUUGUUGUUUGUUAAUUUAUCAGAUCUGGUCCCCGUCCUUAGUCUGGGAAUGUAUUUAGGAGUUUUGCUUCAGUAGCGUUCAGUUCUGGCAGUUAUCCAGAGGAGCAAACAGCUCCCUCUUUUUUUAUUAAAUCACAUGGCACACUUCGGAAUUCUCCCGAAAGGCAUUUACAAUAGAGAAUUAGAGCAGUUCACUGAACCUGAAUGGGAGUGCAUCAACAACUCCCUGACAAUAAACUCAAACAGCCACCACAGUCAUUCGACCCUCUCCUAUAUGCACGCUCCAUUAACCCACAGUGGCAAGAAAAAGUAUGUGAACCCUUUGGAAUUACAUGGAUUUCUGAAUAAAUUGGUCAUAAAAUUAGACAAACACAGUCUGCUUAAACUAAUAACACAAACAAGUAUACGUUUUCAUGUCUUUAUUGAACACAACAUGUACACAUUCACAGUGUAGGGUGUAAAAAGUAUGUGAACCCUUGCAUUUAAUAACUGGUUGAACCUCCUUUGGCAACAAUAACCUCAACCAAACAUUUUCUGUAGUUGCCGAUCAGACCUGCACAGCUGUCAGGAGGAAUUUUGGACCAUUCCUCUUAACAAUACUGUUUCAGUUCAACAAUAUUCUUAAGAUAUCUGGUGUGAACCGUUCGAGGUCAUGCCACAGCAUUUUAAAUCGGGAUGAGGUCAGGACUCUGACUGGGCCACUCCAGAAGGUGUAUUUUCUUCUGUUGUUGAUUUACUUCUGUGCUUUGGGUCGUUGUCCUGUUGCAUCACCCAGCUUCUGUUGAGCUUCAAUUGGCGGACAGAUAGCAUUACAUCCUCCUGCAAAAUGUCUUGAUAAACUUGGGAAUUCAUUUUUCCAUCGAUGAUAGCAAGCUGUCCAAGCCCUGAAGCUGCAACGCAGCCCCAAACCAUGAUGCUCCCUCCACCAUACUUUACAGCUGGGAUGAGACCUAGAUGUUGUUGUGCUGUGCCUUUUUUUCUCCACAGUGUUGUGUGUUCCUUCCAAACUUUAGUUUAAUCUGUCCACAGAAUAUUUUGCUGUGCAACAUCCAGGUGCACUUUAGUAAACUUCAGACGUGCAGCAAUGUUUUUUUUGGACAGAAGUGGCUUCUUCCGUGGUGUCUUCCCAUGAACACCAUUCUUGUUUUGUGUUUUACGUAGACUCGUCAACAGAGAUGUUAGCAUGUUCCAGAGAUUUCUGUAAGUCUUUAGCUGACACUCUAGGAUUCUUCUUAACCUCAUUGAGCAUUCUGCACUGUGUUCUUGCAGUCAUCUUUGCAGGACGGCCACUCCUAGGGAGAGUAGCAACAGUGCUGAACUUUCUACAUUUAUAGACAUUUUGUCUUACUGUGGACAGAUGAACAUCAAAGCUUUUAGAGAUACUUUUGUAACCCUUUCCAGCUAAAUGCAAGUCAACAAUUCUUAAUCUUAGGUCUUCUGAGAUAUCAUUUGUUCGAGGAAUGGUUCACAUCAGGCAAUGCUUCUUGUGAAUAGCAAACUCAAAUUUUGUGAGUGUUUUUUAUAGGGCAAGGCAGCUCUAACCAACAUCUCCAAUCUCGUCUCAUUGAUUGGACUCCAGGUUAGCUGACUCCUGACUCCAAUUAGCUUUUGGAGAAGUCAUUAGCCUAGGGGUUCACAUACUUAUUCUAACCUACACUGGGAUUUUGUUUAUUCUGUAUUCAAUAUAGACAAGAAAAAUACAAUAAUGUGUGUGUUAUUAGUUUAAGCACACUGUGUUAAUCUAUUGUUGUGACUAAGAUGAAGAUCAGAUCAAAUUUUCCGACUACUUUAUGCAGAAAUCCAGGUAAUUGUAACAAGUUUUAAUGACUCCAACCUAAGUGUAUGUAAACGUCCGACUUCAACUGUGUAUAUAUAUAUACAGUUGAAGUCGGACGUUUACAUGUUUUUCAACCACCACAACUUUCUUGUUAACAAACUAUUGUUUUGGCAAGUCGGUUAGGACAUGUACUUUGUGCAUGACAAGUAAUUUUUCCAACAAUUGUUUACAGACAGAUUAUUUCACUGUAUCACAAUUCCAGUGGGUCAGAAGUUUGCAUACACUAAGUUGACAGUGCCUUUACACAGCUUGGAAAAUUCCAGAAAAUUAUGUCAUGGCUUUAGAAGAUUCUGAUAGGCUAAUUGACAUCAUUUGAGUCAAUUUGAGGUGUACCUGUGGAUGUAUUUCAAGGCCUACCUUCAAACUCAGUGCCUCUUUGCUUGACUUCAUGGGAAAAUCAAAAGAAAUCAGCCAAGACCUCAGAAAAAAAUUGUAGACCUCCAUAAGUCUGGUUCAUCCUUGGGAGCAAUUUCCAAACACCUGAAGGUACCACGUUAAUCUGUACAAACAAUAGUAGGCAAGUAUAAACACCAUGGGACCAUGCAGCCGUCAUACCGCUCAGGAAGGAGAAGCUUUCUGUCUCCUAGAGAUGAAUGUACUUUGGUGCGAAAAGUGCAAAUCAAUCCCAGAACAACAGCAAAUGACCUUGUAAAGAUGCUGGAGGAAACAGGUACAAAGUAUCUAUAUCCACAGUAAAAUGAGUCCUAUAUCGACAUAACCUGAAAGGCUGCUCAGCAAGGAAGAAGCCACUGCUUGCAUCUGCACAUGGGGACAAAGAGCAUACUUUUUGGAGAGAUGUCCUCUGGUCUGAUGAAACAAAAACAGAACUGUUUGGCAAUAAUGACCAUUGUUAUGUUUGAAGGAAAAAGAGGGAGGCUUGCAAGCCGAAGAACUCCAUCCCAACCGUCCCAAGCACAGGGGUGGCAGCAUCAUGUUGUGGGGGUGCUUUGCUGCAGGAGGGACUGGUGCACUUCACAAAAUACAUCAUGAGGAAGGAAAUUUAUUUGGCUAUAUUGAAGAAACAUCUCAAGACAUCAGUCAGGAAGUUAAAUCUUGGUCGCAAAUGGGUCUUCCAAAUGGACAAUGACCCCAAGCAUACUUCCAAAGGUGUGGCAAAAUGGCUUAAGGACAACAAAGUCAAGGUAUUGGAGUGGACAUCAAAGCCCUGACCUAGAUCCUAAUGAAAAUGUGUGGGCAGAACUGAAAAAGCAUGUGCAAGCAAGGAGGCCUAGAAAACUGACUCAGUUACACCAGCUCUGUCAGGAGGAAUGGGCCAAAAUUCACCCAACUUAUUGUGGGAAGCUUGUGGAAGGCUACCCAAAAUGUUUGACCCAAGUUUUAAAAAAUUAGGCAAUGCUACCAAAUACAAAUUGAGUGUAUGUAAACUUCUGACCCACUGGGAAUGUGAUGAAAGAAAUAAAAGAUUCUCUGCUAUUAUUCUAACAUUUCACAUUCUUAGAUAAAGUGGUGAUCCUAACUGAACUAAGACAGGGAGUUUUUACUAGGAUUAAUUGUCAGGAAUUGUGAAAAACUUUGUUGAAAUGUAUUUGGCUAAGGCGUAUGUAAACUUCCGACUUUAACUGUAUAUAUAUUUUAUUAUUAUAUGUUUUUUAAAUGGCUGUAUAUAAUGAAAAUCGA